AGGCCUAAAGGAUCAGCAACUUGUGCCCCGUCGACACUAAUGGAGAGAUUAUAACCAACGUACACGUGUCGUAUAUAAAAGGCAGUAAAGUUCAGAAAAAAAAAAUGUUAAACUUGAUAAACAUAAAGACUGAAAGUUUGUACCUAUUGUUUUUACUUUGUGUUUAUGUAAGAACAUUGGAUGGAGAACGACCUUUUAGGACACUCAAAGCGAAUCAGAUAUGGGAAAAAGCACAGAAGCUCCAUUCAGGACCAAAGUUAGCCGACCUUUAUGCAGAUUUAAAAAUUCAAGACAAAGUAGAAAUAGAACUAAAAAAGUUGAAAGCUGAGGACAUGGAUAAAGAUGGUCUGAAAGAGGCAGAAGUUAGACAGAGAUUAAUGGAUUUUUUGGAGAAGUACGACAUGAAAAAAGUAAUAUCUAUACCAAAGCCACAAGAUAUAAGUAAUGAAAUACCAGAAACAUUUGAUCAUCAACUUCGAGACAAAAAGCUUCAGAAGCUGUGGAAGAAAGCAGAAUUUGCCGGAUUCUCAGAAUCAGAAAUGGAGAAACUAAAAGAGGAAUUUUUACACCAUCAGAUGAAGGUGGAUGAAUAUAACUCUCUACAGGAAAAUUUUGACCCCAUUGCUGAUUUUGAGGAUAAUUUGAUUGAUGUAGAACAAAAUCGGGUGAAGAAAACCAGGAAACUGGAGUUAAAAACAAUGUUCAGGGAUCUGAAGACAGAUUACGACAAGCUAGAGUCGAUGGCCGCUGGCGUCAAUGAUCCGGACAAAUCGUUCCAGGAUCCGAGAGUUUACGAGCUGUGGGCACUCGCCCAGAGAGCUAAAAUGUCACCAAGUGAACUAGAAUCCAUCAAGACAGAACUUCAGCAUUUUGAACACAGGCUUCAAAAGCAUGAGUACUACCAAGAUCAGUUAAGAAUUUCUGACGAGGCCAUAAAAAUCAAUCACAAAAAUGAAGAGGUCCCCGAGAAGCAUGCCAAGCUGGAACAGAUGGCCCGGGAUUAUGGAAGGAAGGUUGAGAAAUAUCACACAGAUCUGAAGUAUCGUAUUAACAAAGCCUUAAAGCAGCACAUAGAACUCUGAUGUUAAAGGAUAUACAAGUAUGGCAACAACAAGGCAUUAAAGCAGAACAUGGAAUCUGAUGAUAAAGGAUCUACAUGUAGUCAAAGUUUGGCAGCAGACCUCAAAAAUCAGACUGCUCUAGUUACUGAGAGAGUUAUCAGAUGGUGAAACAGGAAAAAUGGACCACAAGCUUAGAAGUACAGAUGAAUAAACUGUGUUAUUCCAGCAAAUUGACAAUCCCUCAAUGUACAAUAUUUUGUGAAUUUAGAAAAUUUAUACGUCAGAGAGAAAGUUGAAACAAUCUUUGUAAGGGAAAAUUCUCUUUUGGAUUAAUGUGACGACACAGAUGGUUUAUGAUUCAAAGGAGAUAACUUGUUUCAAUCAUGUGCAUUUCAUUUAUACUCAUGUCAUUUAUUUCAUUUCAGUAGAUUUUUAUAUGCAACUUGUGAGGAAAGAGAUAUUGUUUUGAAGCAUUUUUUUUAAUUGAGAAAUAUGAAAUAUGUUACGAAUCUCAUAUUUUGAAAAUUAUGAACAAACAUACUAGUAAUGUGAUUAUAAUAUAUUUUGGGAAAUUGGGUUUUGUGAUUUUUUUUAUUUUUGAAUACAAUCUUAAAAAAUUUAUGUCAGAUAUAUCUAUAAAUUGUUAUUCAUUAAAAUUGAUAAACCUUUAUGUGUGCAUUUUUUCUACCUGUAAAUGUAUGUGGAAAAUAAGUGUUUAGUCAACAUAUCAAAAUUACAU
Saccostrea cuccullata (small rock oyster) is the source of this 1800-nucleotide messenger RNA. RefSeq names its product alpha-2-macroglobulin receptor-associated protein-like. The transcript is spliced from 7 exons. Gene Ontology annotation, biological process: regulation of receptor-mediated endocytosis. Gene Ontology annotation, molecular function: receptor antagonist activity; heparin binding; low-density lipoprotein particle receptor binding. Gene Ontology annotation, cellular component: endoplasmic reticulum; endomembrane system. The record is from RefSeq and is a predicted model, not a curated record. Lineage: Eukaryota; Metazoa; Mollusca; Bivalvia; Ostreida; Ostreidae. Bases 105 to 1082 code for a protein of 325 amino acids.